UCCACUUGCAUCGCUAUAGUACUUGCAGUUUGGAAUAAAGAGUUAGGUUUUGUUCCUACUCUUGCUGUCGCUGGAAUCAUCUUGCUAUUGUUCACAUCUGCAUUGUUGAUUGGUGCAUCAAUCUAUAGGAUUUCUGCCGCUCAGUCGCAAAAGAUUAUGUUAUCACUUGUUGCUAUAUGGAUCUUGGUUGUGACUAUUUCGUUUGUAGUCUCAGCUUUGAAAAUAAUGGCGACAAAGUGA
This is a messenger RNA of Schistosoma turkestanicum, 240 nucleotides long. NCBI's taxonomy places the organism in Eukaryota, Metazoa, Platyhelminthes, Trematoda, Strigeidida, Schistosomatidae. The record is from the annotation of a GenBank genome assembly.